This is a messenger RNA of Bombyx mori (domestic silkworm), 5160 nucleotides long. RefSeq names its product connectin. Bases 289 to 1815 code for a protein of 508 amino acids. The record is from RefSeq and is a predicted model, not a curated record. Gene Ontology annotation, molecular function: protein binding. Lineage: Eukaryota; Metazoa; Arthropoda; Insecta; Lepidoptera; Bombycidae. The transcript is spliced from 3 exons.
CGGUUGAUUCAGAGACUGCGCGUCACACAGUGCUACGCGGACGCCUACGGAGCGUAGACGCGUUUUCCGAAUUAACGGAACGAGAUUACGCGGAAAAACUCAUAAGCGUUUUUCACAGGCACCAAAAGUUAUUUGAACUGUUUUAUGAACAAUUGUGAGUUGGACUGAGUGCGCAGUGUUUGGUUUUAUACUUGUGUGUGGUUUUCGUAUCUUUUGCUAAUGAAUCUUGGGAUGCGGAGUUGAAAAGGAUUUUUUGUUUGCUUCUGACGGAAAUAGCUGGUGGGAGGUAUGCGGGCGCAUAAGGUACCCGCUACCCUGCUACUGUUGCUUUUCGCAAUAGAAGCAAUGGACGCCAACAGAAGGAAGCAGAAAGACAAAACCCCACCAGCGACCAACAUCUGUGACAUCAGCGAUCGUGAUUCUAAGGUCCAUUGCUAUUGCGAAUAUAGUCAAGAGAUAAAUGAAGCUAUCAAAACAGAAUGCUGGGUCUUUAAUGGCGGUAUAGAGAAAUCGGAUCCACUUUGGCCGAGUUUCAUUUCUCAGUCGAACGUUGAGGUCCUAGCGUUUAAUGUAAGAGCAGACGGUGGUUUGGAUUUUGUGCCGUCCAAAGUAUUCAGGUAUUUAAGGAAAAUUAAGCAAUUCGCCAUAAAAUACAGCUCAAUAAGAAAAAUAGACAGCUACACCUUUGUCAACAUGACAUCAGUCAACGAAAUAACCAUGACCAAGAACCAAAUUGUGAUCUUGAGUAAGCAUUCAUUUUACAACCUGCCAAAUUUGACUGUACUUACUUUAGAUGAGAACAGGAUAAAUGAGCUGGCUUCGGAGACGUUUUACGAGCUUCCGUCUCUUCAGAAGCUGUAUCUGACAAGUAAUAACAUAAGUGUCAUACAUGAUGGCGCUUUCAAACAUCUAGUCAAUCUUGCAGACUUAGAACUGGACAGAAACAACGUGAGCGAACUGAAGAAGGAAUGUUUCGACGGCCUGGCCAACCUGAAGCGUUUAGAUUUAAGAAGAAACAAACUGACAGUCCUAAAUUCAUUCACGUUCACGGAGUUAUGGAACUUACAGUCGUUGUUGUUAGAUUAUAAUGAGAUUUAUAUCUUGGCUCAGAGGACUUUUGAUGGGUUAUCGCAAUUGCGGAAGUUGAGCCUGAGUCAUAACAAGCUUGUGACACUUGCUGAUGGACUCUUUGAAGGCGUCAGGGGAUUGUCAGCGUUAGACCUGCGGCAUAACAAGCUUAAAAGGUUCACGUUUGAUAAUCUAAGGCCCAUUUAUGAUAAUUUGAAGAAUCAAAAUAGCUACAUCUAUUUGAAAGGGAAUAAGCUAGCGUGCGACUGCCAUCUCGCAUGGAUGCAUAAGCUACGUCACGAGGCGAAGAGCGUCAAAGUACGAACCUCACUCGAGAAUUUCGUUUGCAAAUUCACGGGCGACCCAUCUUUGAGUUCACACUUUACUUAUUUCGAAAGGAAUAUUAUCGGCUCAAACGAUUUGUACGAAGUCGACGUCAAAAGUGAAAUGAAAGAUUAUUCGGAUAAUCCAGAUGAUUUUGUUCAUGAUGAAACGGAAGACACUUAUGUUGAUGAACCUAAAUCUGUUAAAGAAGACGAUGAGAGGACUCUUUUACAGAUACCGGUGGAGACGCUCCCCUGCCCUCAAGACGUGAAAAGCGUCACCGACCGUACUUACACGUAUCCUUCACAAAACGAGGCCAAAGAUUAUAGAAAUUUAAUACAAUCAACCUCGACUAGACUAUCAAUGAACAAACAGCUCUUGUUCAUACACUCCGCAUUUAUAUUAUUAUCAAUUUGUUUUUAACAUCUGGAUAAUAUUUACUUUUACUUUAAGUAAUUUUAGUUUAUAUUGUUGUAAUUAUACAUUUUUGCGGAAGGACAUUGCCCCAGUUACAUUUUCUACUUCGAAUUCUAUGGACUUAUGAAUAAUAUAAAUGUUACGUGUAAUUGUAAAAAUGUGAUAUAAUUUAAGUAAGUAUUUUUAAAUAAAACAAAAGAAAACAUUCUGAAAGUAAUACUUUCUCAAACGUUUUGUUUUUCACCCAUGUUGUUGUUAAAUUACAAAUAUUUUAUUAAAAUAAAUUAGUAAGGGUACAAUGUAAAAUGUCUUAGAUAAUAAUUUAUAUAAUAUUAAUGUAAAUAAUUUGAUGUAAAUAAAUAAACUUAGAUUUUUUCACCGCUAGUCAUAAUCCUAUGUUAGGACAUCUCAGUAUGACAGUUUCUGUAAUGUAUUAAUUAUGUUGUUGUUAAUAUAAUUUGAUGGAAAAUCUUAUUUCAGUUUUAUACAAAAGAAAAACGUUCAGAUAACUAACCCUGAACGCCUUAACAAUAAUGCUCUAGUUCAAAUGUGCCAUUUAGAUUACUAAGAAGCUAGCCCAAGUUAGCUAGCUAGUCACUGCUCAUUAAAAACCAAAAAGAAAUCGAAAGUUUGCAAAUUUAUAUCAACGAUAUCUUAAUAGUUUACAAUGAUUACAAUUUUCAAUACCUUUCAGGUAUCUAUACUAAUAUUAUAAAGAGGAAAGAUUUGUUUGUUUGUUUGUUUCGAAUAGGCUCCGAAACUACUGGACCGAUUUGAAAAAUUAUUUUUCCAUUAGAAGCCGGCAUUGUCCCUGAUGAACAUAGGCUACUUUUUUUAAUUUUUAUUUUUUGGUUUCAUGUGUGUUUUAAUGUUUCCGAAGCGAAGCGAGGGCGGGUCGCUAGUCAUAAAUAAAAGAAGUGAGUGUGUCCAUCGGUAUUUUCUGUCAGAAACGCUACAGUAAUUCUGUAAAUGGUAUAAGCAGCGGUGCCGAAUAAGCUCGCUGAGUUCUCCACAUAAUACCGCACCCAAUAACACACAACUAACAUUAAUCUUUUAGACUCUCGGAUCUGUGGAAGUCCCGUUGAAUGGUUCUAUUUUUUGCCAUAAAACCAAUAAAAAUCGGAACGUUAAAAGCAUUUACAACUAAUGCUUGCUUUUGGAAUGUUGCCAAUUUCACUUAUUUUAUAUUUAGGUCGUGAUGCAAUGCCCCACGAUGUGGUCUGUUGAGCGUGGACUGUAGGUACAUAGUUUACCGCACUACUCAAAGAUUAUCGCUAAAUAUGAAACACUCAUUUGCAUUGUAAGCAGCAGUGUGGCACAAGGACAAACCUUGGCCCUGUGCGACAGUAAUGAGCAACAAUAGACAACAGGACACUUAUGACGUGACAAACUAAAUAGUUUUUUAAACUAAUUUUAAUUAAAAAUAAAUAGAUUAUGGAUUUUAUUUAUAUUAUAUUUUAAAAGCGCUAUUGAUCAGUUGUAGUUGUCUUUAUGUACUCGCGGUAACUACAAGUAAUUUAUUGUAACUUUUUUUGUUCAGCCCACCUACUUCCACAGUUGGACAUAGAUAGACCUGUCAUAAGUUUCACCACAAUAAUCGUUCACGAUUUCUUGGAAUUAAUUAUUCAGAAAUAAAUCCAUACAUAAUAUAUAUUCUUAUAUAAAAAUGAAUUGCUGUUCAUUAGUCUCGCUAAAACUCGAGAACGGCUUGACCGAUUUGGCUAAUUUUGGUCUUGAAUUAUUUGUGGAAGUCCAGGGAAGGUUUAAAAGGAUAAGAGGAAGAUAAAUAUGAAAAUGCUCGGAAUUAAAUAAAAAUAACAAUUUCGUUUUUCCUUUUUCCUUUGAUGUGUCCCCCGUCGGACGGAUUCCUUUUGUUUGCUUUAAGUUUAUUUUAUACAAAAGUUUAGGUCUUUUAUUUCUCGAUUGAGGCACUACGAAGUCUGCCGGGUCAGCUAGUUCUAAUAUUUUUCACUUUGAUCUAAACACCUAUUGCUUUUGUGACUGGUAAUAUCGUUUUAGCUUGUGACACGUGAAAUGAAGUUGUGCUCAGUCAAGUGACUUCUCUGUUUGAUGGGCUGUAAGUUCCUUCGCCUCUAAUGGUAAUCCAAAAUUUGUAUCGUUACUAGCUUCUGUUCUACGUCGAUGUUUUGCAAACGCUAACAAUUAUACAAAGCGUCCAGUCAUUCGCAUGAGCGAAGCUUGCAAGCGUGAAUGGUAAACACAUUACUCAUGGCAGGAUGUGUUGUGAGCUAGCACGUAAAUUUACUUCCAUUCUACCUGUUCCUGCCAUGGAAUAUUCGAGCCUUUCUACCAAAUGGAUAGUCGUGAUUAUAAUAAAACUGAGAGUUCAACCUCAAGCCUCAAGUUGGGCAUUUAGGGUCGAAAACAGGUAAUCAUCCAGAUAGCAUGCAGGCACUUUUGUAUCUUUAAAUAACAAAUUUAAGUUAAUUUAUUUAAAAGAUCUUUUGAUGAAUUUAUGAAUUAUUUUGUUAAUUUAAUUGCCUUAGUUUUAAAAUUUAAAAAAAUAAAGUAUUUUUUAGGAUAUAAGACACCUCACCAUAUACAUGAGACAACUAAUUUGAAUACGCGUUUUAAUUUGACGAGAUCUCACCUCGAUUUCCGCGGUUUCUGUAACAGCGCUCAAAUGUCCAAAACAGAACAACUAUACUUGAGACCUUAGAAUUUGUAUCUCAAGGUGGGUGGCGCAUUUACGUUGUGGAUGUCUAUGGGCUCCACUAACCACUUAACACCAGGUGGGCUUGAGCUCGUCCACAUAUCUAGAAAUAACAAAAAAAAAAAAAAAACAGAAGAGAAUAAAACAUCGUAUUACAUGCUAAUUAAAUCUUUCAACAAUGCGUUUGCACAAGUAUAAAAAUAAAACUGACAUUUGUUGAAAAUAAAUAUAUAUUUUUUCAAUAGUCACACGAGAUUUGUCCAUUAAUUCAAUGGUGUAAAACACAUUGUUUCACAUUUAUAUUCCGACACUUUGUAGUUAGCACUACGUGGGUUGUGAGUUGUGUAAAGCUAAUAAUAAUUAAUCUUGGUGGAUAAUUCUUGUGUGACAUUUGAAAAAUUAGCUUUAUUUUUUUUUAUAAUUAGCAAAUAAGUAUUUGGCUUAUUGGUUUAAUGAUUUUGAAAUUCUUUUCUCAAUUACAAUAAAUAAUUCAUCAUUCAAAUAAAAAUUCCAAAAUCAUUACAAAUUUCAAACUCGAUUUACUAUAUAAGUAAAUAUUAGUAAUAAUUAAGAUAUCAAUAAAUAUUAAAAUUGGUAAGUGUAAAUAAAAAAGAAAAGUUUGUAAAUUCUAAUGCAUUAUUAAUUUAAAAACAAUUUCAUUAAAGGUUGAUGUUUGA